Messenger RNA from Prorocentrum cordatum, 2838 nucleotides. The record is from the annotation of a GenBank genome assembly. NCBI's taxonomy places the organism in Eukaryota, Dinophyceae, Prorocentrales, Prorocentraceae.
GAGGCAGACCCCUGGCUGCAGGGGGACCCGUGGAGCGACGCGGCUGGGAACAACCAUGCCGGCUGGUGGAAUUCGUGGAGAGAAUGGUGGGGCUCAGCCAGCUGGUGGACCGGCUCUCAGGUGAAUGAAUAUGCAGACCACUGGUGGACCAGCUCACCGGCGAACGAGGGCGAGGUCUGGGUCACCAUCCAGAGGCCGCGGCAGCCGCCGCUCCCCCACGGGCUGAUGCGCGGAGCGGCCGGGAGCGAUCCCGCCACGGCGCAGGCCCCUCCGUCGGCACCUGCGCCGGCGACGCCGCCGGCACGGCCACCCGCGGUGACGAUGGCUCCAGCGCAGCCGACCCAGCCACUCGCAGCAGCAGCGACGGAGCUGACGGUCGGGGCGACGCAGGUUCCGCCACCGCCACGGCCGUGGGCACCCACCGACGGAGGAUCGACGUCCACGUGGCGCCCGUCAGACACGCAGGGCCCUCAGCCGUGGGGAGGCUUCGAGCAUCUCGAGACCUACGUAGUGGCCCUACGGCGAUGGAGCAGAAGGACGGGCCUGCCGGCGGAGCAGCAGGCGGGCAAGGUCAUCGACGGCUUGCCCGUGGACAUGCAGGAGAGGCUCCUGCACUACGCGGAGGAGCUCGACGCCCCCGGCGGCAUCGAGGUCCUCAUCGACUUCCUGAAGAGGUGCCGGGGCGACCAGGACGGCGACGAGGCCAAGGAGAGCUUCAGGCUGGCACUGGAGGACACCGAGAUGAGAGCGGGGGAGUCGUUCACCCAGUACGUGAUGCGCCGGGACCUGCAGGUGAAGUCGGCGAAGAGGUACGGGCUCGAGCUCCCAGAGCAGGUCCAGGUGCAGCAGCUGAGGAGUGGAGCGAACCUGAGCGAACAGAAUGCGAUCAACCUGCUCUCGAUCACCCAGGGCCGUGAGGAUCUGGAGUCGAUCAAGCAGGGUUUGAAGAAGAUGGACGUGAAAAAGAAGAGCAGCCAGAAAAAGUCGAGGGUGUACGCGGUCGGACACGACGAGGACGAGGACGACGAGGAGGUGUUCGGCAGCAGCGAGGUCUACCUCGAGCUGGAGGAGGACCUCAUCCUGGACACCGAGGACGCGCUGGCCUUCUACGAGGCGAUCGCCAACCAGGAGUUGGACGAGGACCAGGCGGCGGCCGUCCUGGCCGCGGUGCUGGACGAGAAGAGGACCAAGGAGGGCCGGCCUCGGAAGUGGGCAGAGUCGCGAGAGCUGAAGAAGGCCAUUGCUCGGGACCGCGACUUCUUCGACUCCAAGAGAGCCGGAGGCCGGGGGCACUGGCGCAAGGAGUGCACCAAUCCGUACAAGCCGAAGCAGAUUGAGCAGCGGCCCAAGAAGGAGCUCGGGGGGAAGUCGCUCUACGUGGCGGCGGACUUGCUGGACGAGGGCGACGGCACCUUCCUCGUCGGAGGACCUCGGAUUCGGGAGCUGUUUCGGAACGUGCUGAUCGGCGAGUCCUGCGAUCGAGGCCAGGUGGGCCACGGACGAGUGCUAGCCGACCAGCCUCUGCGAGGUGGGCCUCGUUCGAAGUCAGAGGAGGCGAUCCUCGGCACGUUCAUCCUGGACAUCGAAGGCGACGAGCCGGAGGGCAUGGUGGGCACGGCGGCCGGGCAGGCGCUGGUGGGCGAGAAGCAGCUGAAGGUAUUGCAAGAGAAGUACUACAAGAAGGGCUGGCGAAUCCCGGUGAGAAAGACCGACGGCAACAGCAGCGCCAAGGGGAUCGGCGGCCGCUCCAGGGUCGUCGGGGAAGCGAUGGUGCCGGUGACCAGUGCGGGGAUCCGGUGCCUCAUCCUCUUCAGGGUGAUCGCGGAGGACGUCCCCCUCCUCCUGCCCGUGCGCUGGAUGGAGAGCCUGGGGGCCGUCGUGAACCUGGCCGAGGACAAGAUCACGCUGCGCUUCGAGGGGCUCGACCGCACCGUCAAGCUCACGAGGCAGAGGUCCGGCCAUCGCACCAUGGCGCUGCUGGACGAGAGCCUCCCGGGGGACUUCGACAUUCCUGAGGGGGCCCGGCGCGACUGGCCGGGCCUCGAGAAUGACACGUUUCGAGUGUACAGGAGAAGCUCCAGUCUGAAGCGAGAGGGGGCCUCGAGGAAGAAUUCAGCACCAGGGACUCCCCGGCCGUCAGUCACCUUCUCGGAGCCGAUGGACACCAGCUGGGAGAGGCUGCCGGGAUCCGACCUGGAGUCCGAGGGGAGCGAGCAGUCAUCCCAGCCGCUGCAGGACGGCGCGGCCUCGACCCGUCCCACAUCUCCGUCACCGCCCCAGCCGACGUCAAGGCCCCACAUCGGCCUCCAGACGAGCUCCCUGAGGAAGGCCUGGAAGCGGAUGACGGUCAAGCUGAUGCACGUGGCCGACGUGGGACAGGCGACUAAGAUGAUACAGGAGAUGCGCGACGAGGCGACCGGGAAGAUGAACGCCCUGGAGUGCCCUCAUCCACCCUGGGCCCACUGGGAGUCAGGCAACCAGCACAUGCGCUACGUCAAGUGCCUGAGGUGCUCGAGCAUGAUCUGGAGAAGGGACCUCACGCACCGCGAGAAGCAGGCCCAGCAGCUCAAGAAGGUCGAGAAGGAGGCCCGGCGGGCGGCGAGGACCAAGCAGCUGGAGACGCCGCCUUGGGAGCCGCCGAAGGUCGAGGGUCGCAGCAAGGAGGGCGUCAAGAGGGCGGCCAGGGCUACUCCAGCGGCGUCGUCCGGUUCGGCCGACACGACGGUAGAGACGAGCAGCUCCGACCUCAACCAGAUGAUGAAGGCGAUCCAGACCAACAGCGAGGUGGUAUCGCAGCUGGCGCUGGCGAUCCAGCAGCUCGUGCAGAAGGGGACCUGA